AUGGAUCGUGGGAAAAAGCCACCUCUGUUUGAAAAAGGAAAGUUGAUUCAACUAGUUGAAAGCGAUCCUUAUCAAACAUGUGCUGAUAUAGCAGAGCACUUCGAGUGCGGUGAAUCAACAGUGCGCAAAUACCUCCACGACUUGGGCUACCCGAAAAGAUUGGACAAGUGGACUCCUCAUGUGCUCACGCCAGCCAACAAGAUAGCGCGCUUCAACAUCUGUUCAAUUUUGCUUUGGCGUCACAUGGUGUCUUUUUGGAAACGGAUCAUCACAUGUGAUGAAAAGUGGAUCCUCCUCGAUAGGUUUCGCCGAUCAUCAUCGUGGGUCAAGAAGGGUUCUCAACCAGGAGUGGCUCCCAAACAAGAUCUACACCCCAGCGAGACCUUAAUUACUGUUUGGUGGAAUUAUAAAGGAAUCAUCUACGUAGACUACUUCCACCCCGUCGAACCAUUGAUGCGGACCGGUAUUGUUCCAAAGUUGAUGUGGUCCACUCCAAACUGGGGUGAGCCGGCAUUGGUCAAAAGAAAAGCGCUGGGAGGAGGGAGUACUAAGUAG
Molecule: messenger RNA, 555 nt
Organism: Ostertagia ostertagi
Lineage: Eukaryota; Metazoa; Nematoda; Chromadorea; Rhabditida; Trichostrongylidae
Source: the annotation of a GenBank genome assembly